Molecule: messenger RNA, 770 nt
Organism: Colletotrichum phormii
Lineage: Eukaryota; Fungi; Ascomycota; Sordariomycetes; Glomerellales; Glomerellaceae
Exons: 3
Coding region: 362-637 (91 amino acids)
Source: RefSeq, a predicted model, not a curated record
AUUACAUUACCUACUUUAUAUUGCGAACAAGAAAAAAAAUCCCAUUCUCGGUCGGGGCGUCUGGAACAAGACUGAGAGACUGGCUGGACGGACCCGCGGGUCAGCAUUUCCAAGCAACGGAGCUGAGCUCAAGCCACGACACAACCCAGAGCAACACUUGACAACUCGAAGCAUCCCUUCUUAAACCCCGCAAAACCUCCCGAGGUCAUCACAACCGGGCUGAUCCAUAUCCUCUUCUCCUCCCUGCUCACAAAUUCUUCUUCUUCCAAGCACGAUCGACCAUAAAGCGUUCUCAUUCGUCCCCACCCGGCUCUAAGUCGCAACCUCGGAAUCCAGAAUCUUCUUUGAACUGGCUGUCAAUAUGUCCCUAUCAACAGAAGCCAUCAUUGCUACAGUUGCACUCAUUGUCGCCCUUCCGCCGACUCUUUUUGCCAUCUUUCAAUGGAAGCGGCCCACGAAUGACCUCGACCCUGGCCUCCCAACUAGCAAUCCUGACCCUGAAGAUUAUAUCGCAGAGAUCAUUCAGACCGAUGACAUCAACGGUCACGUGUUCACCCUCUUCUGGCCCGGGGGUCAGCGAUCACCCCUUCGGGGCACCCCGCACCGACGGGACGGAUCGAGGGCCGAAAAAACCUAGGAUUCCCACACUUUCAUAAAGGUACAACUGUGAUGGCAACGUCUCUGUACCCGCCUGAGAGCAGCCAUGCGAACUGUAUGUAUAUGUAUAUAUAUAUCUUACGUAGCAUGAAAUAUGAGACCUUUCGUACUGC